This is a messenger RNA of Eimeria necatrix, 348 nucleotides long. RefSeq lists its product as hypothetical. The record is from RefSeq and is a predicted model, not a curated record. The transcript has 2 exons. The coding region runs from base 1 to 348 and encodes 115 amino acids. NCBI's taxonomy places the organism in Eukaryota, Apicomplexa, Conoidasida, Eucoccidiorida, Eimeriidae.
AUGUGCAGCGAGGGACCGGCUGCUGCUGCUGCUGCUGCUGCGUGGAGGCUCGCAUGCGGUGCAGCAGCAGCAGCAGCAGCAGCAGCAACAGCAGCAGCAGCAGAGGACACAAGGAAACAGCAGCAGCAGCAGCAGCAGCAGCACAAAGCAGCAGCAGCACCGGCACGCAGCAGCAGCAGCACGGCCUGCAACAGCAACAGCACCGGCACAGCAGCAGCAGCAGCAGCAGCAGCACGCCCUGCAACAGCAACAGCACCGGCACAGCAGCAGCAGCAGCAGCAGCAGCAGCAGCAGCAGCAGCAGCAGCAGCAGCAGCAGGGUCUUGCCUGUUUGCAUUUUGGGCCCUGA